CCGUGUUACCGACAGCGCCGAUCAACAUGGCGGCGAGAUUGCUCGCUUGGACGCUCGUGGCUUGGAUGCGGUCGUGAAACUUUGUCACAAACGGGGACGCGUGUAAAUAAUGUAAUAUAAAAGUAUCGUAGAACCAAAUAGAGAAGCUGCGUCACUUUUUCUCGUGUUACUGCCAAUUCACCUCGCCAUGUCGGAUAAAAGGCAGCACAGCUUGUCGAAGGAGGAGAUAGCGAAGCAGUUUAUGCUGCCGGAGAGGAAGAGCAAGAUUGCAACGUUACUGAAACAGGACGGCCAAGCGUACUGCAUUUGUAGAAGCUCGGACAGCUCUCGCUUUAUGAUAGGAUGCGACGCGUGCGAGGAGUGGUACCACGGUGACUGCAUAAACAUAACCGAAAAGGACGCGAAGCACAUAAAGCAAUUUUUCUGCGUUCGUUGCAGAGAGGAAGACUCGACGUUGAUAACGCGAUACAAGCCGCGCAGGACCGACCAGGAUGACAGGAAACACAGGAAGUACAAGGACAAGGAGAAGGAGAGGGCACUUCGGUACGAGUACGACGCGCCGUGGGGCCCCAGCGUGGAGAAGAAAUCCUCCAAGCGUUGCGGAGAAUGUACGGGCUGCCUGCGCAUGGAAAACUGUGGGAAGUGCGACGCCUGCAGGCACCUAAAGAAAUUCGGACCUUCGGUGCGACUGAAGCUCAGAUGUAUCCAACGUACCUGCCGCGUCCUCGGCGACCCACUGAAGCCUUCCAAGAGUCUCAACAAGGGGACCAAGCUGACCAAGAGGCGGAAGAGGGACUCUAGUAACGAGAGGAACGAUUACCUGGAGCCGCCGCGCCACUGCUACGGACCGGCGUGCACGAGACAGUCGCGGCCAGGCAGCAAAUACUGCUCCGACGAUUGUGGCUUGAAGCUGGCGACCAGCAGGAUCUACCAGGUGUUGCCACAGCGGAUACAGGAGUGGUCGUUGACCGCGUGCAUCGCCGAGCAGAAUAAUCGACGUGCCUUGGAAACCGUGAGAAGGCAGCAGCACGACGUUCGUAGGAUACUGCAGGAGCUGGAGAAGAGACACGUCGAGCUGGACCGCAUUGUCGAGCGCGCCAAGCACGCGUCCAUCGAUCCGCAAGCCGAGGUGGACGACAACGACGACACGGAGAGUAGCAUGUACUGUAUAACGUGCGGCCACGAGGUCAACUCGAGAACCGCCGUUAAACAUAUGGAAAAGUGUUUCAAUAAGUACGAGUCGCAAGCGUCCUUCGGCUCGAUCUUCAAGACGCGCAUCGAGGGCCAAGUGAUGUUCUGCGACUUCUUCAAUCCUGGGAACAGGACAUACUGCAAGAGACUGCGCGUCCUCUGUCCCGAGCACUGCAAGGAUCCGAAGAUCGGCGACACCGAGGUGUGCGGUUGCCCGUUAGUCACGAACGUGUUCGACGCCACAGGCGAAUUCUGUCGCGCGCCUAAGAAGAGCUGCGUGAAGCACUACAUGUGGGAGAAGCUGCGACGCGCGGAGAUCGACAUGGAGAGGGUGAGGCAGUGGCUCAAGAUCGACGAGCUCGUCGAGCAAGAGAGGCAGAUUCGGUCGAACAUGGCGACGCGAGCCGGUGUGCUGGCUCUGAUGUUGCACUCCACUUACAAUCACGAGUUGAUGGAGCAGAUGACGCAGGAGCAGAGCAGGGAGCAGCUGCAGGCGAUGGAGGAGGAGCUACAAAGGAGAUACGGCGUACAUCAGAAGGAACAAUGCAUGGAAUAGUGAUUCUACUCCGUACUUGACUAACACCAUUGCUAGAUCUAUAGCGUGGUCUACAAUGGCAGUAGGAGUAGUGGAUUAAAGAAGUAGGCGUUAGACAUAGGCUGUAGGAUUAAGGUCCCUUUACGCCCGAGUGUCUACAAUGGCGUAGAGUAAGGAUUAUAAUGAGCCAAUCAGUGUUAACCAAUGUUAUUACACAAAUGUUACCGUUGUUGGUGAAUAUGGAUGUGCGAAGAAUUGGAUGGAUUUGUGUUAUUUAUAUUAUUAUGGAGUCAGCUCUUGACUCUUCAAUGGCGUAUUAUGCAAACGAAGAGAUCUAUUCGGAGGUGGUGGGUUCGGCCUGUGAACAGGCGCAAACGAGAUCAGGGUUUCAACUUUAACCUAUUUCGUGAACUGAUUAUCAGUGGCUGAGAGUAAGGGAGUAGGUCGUACGAAAUGGAAUUGAACCAUUUUGCUUACAGCCUUACUCUACGCCUACUACACCGGAAACACGAGCUUACUCCGACGUCUUACAGCCUUAAUCCACUACUCCUACUGCCAUUGUAGACCACGCUUAUAACUUCAGCUACACUUUCUUACAAUUUUGUUCCAUUUACUCUUCUCUUUUUCAAUGGAAAUGUAUGCGUAGUUACACAAUGAAGAGCGUAAGAAAGCGCAGCUAAACGAAACGAAACCAGUUAGUUCUGGAUCUGUUUGAUCUACCGUUUGUUUCGAACCAAUUACGCGUAGCACGGUCAAUAGUUUUCCUAACAAUUGUCAAUGUAACCAAUCGCGGACUCGAUACAAAGCGUUGAAAAGCUACAGAAAUUUGGCACGAUGGUCGUAAAAUGUGUACUGUAAUAUAAUAAACAUAUAUCUUAUAUAUACAUAUAUAAGUAUAUAUACAUAA
Vollenhovia emeryi is the source of this 2633-nucleotide messenger RNA. Its product is annotated as CXXC-type zinc finger protein 1-like. The record is from RefSeq and is a predicted model, not a curated record. Gene Ontology annotation, cellular component: Set1C/COMPASS complex. Gene Ontology annotation, molecular function: DNA binding; zinc ion binding. The transcript is spliced from 6 exons. Bases 188 to 1747 code for a protein of 519 amino acids. Gene Ontology annotation, biological process: positive regulation of DNA-templated transcription. NCBI's taxonomy places the organism in Eukaryota, Metazoa, Arthropoda, Insecta, Hymenoptera, Formicidae.